Messenger RNA from Lotus japonicus, 998 nucleotides. Its product is annotated as NDR1/HIN1-like protein 12. NCBI's taxonomy places the organism in Eukaryota, Viridiplantae, Streptophyta, Magnoliopsida, Fabales, Fabaceae. The transcript is spliced from 2 exons. Gene Ontology annotation, biological process: defense response to other organism. The record is from RefSeq and is a predicted model, not a curated record. The coding region runs from base 180 to 899 and encodes 239 amino acids.
GUUCGAUAUCAAAGUCGGAAAAAAUUUGCAGAGCAGCGCCCUCGGGUAAAGGGACAAUUUGUAUGCCAAGUAUCUGAUGAUAAUCCGGCCACUGAUGCUGGUGGUGAUUCAUGAAACUUGUUCUUUCUAAAUUAGUAAUUGCCCUAACAAAAGCCAAGUUUCAUACACACUAAACACAAAUGGCAGAAGUGCAGGUACAACACCACCAAGAAGACCCAACCCUGCACCCCCAAGUCCAAUAUCAACAUUUCCCUGGAAAAAUGACCCCACAACAAGGCUACAUGGACAACAAAGGCAUGCCUUGGCGAAACAGAGUACCCAAUGCUCCCAAACGUCAACACUGCAUAGGCAUCACCCUCUUCUUUCUCUUACUCGGCAUCAUAAUCCUCAUUGUCUGGCUUGCCUACAAACCCUCCAAACCCCACUUCAAAGUAGCCAGCGCCACCAUCUUCGGCCUCAACACAACUUCUCCGCCAUUCAUGUCCAUCUCCAUGCAGUUCACUGUCUUCAUCAGGAACCCGAACAAGCGCGUCUCCUUCUACAUCGAUAGGCUCUCUGCCUUCGUGUCCUACCGGAACCAACCCAUCACCCCACAUAUUAUGCUGCCGCCGCUCUACCUGGAGAAGCACAGUGCCGUGUCACUGUCGCCGGAGAUUGGAGGCGUGCCGGUGCCGGUGCCGGUUUCGCCGGAUGUGUCGAAUGGGUUGGUGAUGGAUGAGACGUAUGGAGCAGUGGGAGUGAAACUGGAGUUUCUUGGCAGGUUGAGGUGGAAGACUGGUGACAUAAAAUCUGCACAUUAUUGGUUGUAUGUUAAGUGUGAUCUGUUGUUGGGCUUGAAGAAAGGUGUUGUGGGUCAAGUUCCUAUUCUUGGUUCUCCAGUUUGUGAGGUGGAUACAUGAAGCUAGCUAGCUGCUGCUGUAUCUGAAGUAGUAACAAAGUACUGUGUGCACCUUACCGUCUUACAUUUUAAUGUUUUAUUUUUUCUCUGAAACCAGUAA